Messenger RNA from Strigops habroptila (Kakapo), 2253 nucleotides. RefSeq names its product M-phase phosphoprotein 6 (gene MPHOSPH6). The transcript has 5 exons. Gene Ontology annotation, biological process: maturation of 5.8S rRNA. Bases 260 to 769 code for a protein of 169 amino acids. NCBI's taxonomy places the organism in Eukaryota, Metazoa, Chordata, Aves, Psittaciformes, Psittacidae. The record is from RefSeq and is a predicted model, not a curated record.
CCCGUUCCCCCUCACCCCACAUAACCAGCUCCGCAAAGGAAAUUUGAGAGGGGGGGUUAACGCUGUUUUUACACACUCCCCCUGCACCCUGUAUCCCUCCUCGCCGCGCUUCUUCUCUGGGGCGUGCGCCGGGCCCUGUCACCGCGGCCGGACGCGGAGGGUGGAGCCGAGCCACCGCCUCCUCCUCCUCCCGCUCUCCUUCCGGUAUACGCGGCCUCGGCGUUACGCGAGCGCGGGGAUCCAGUGCGGCCUGUGGGCAAUGCCUGCCGCGAUGACCGGGGAGGCGAAAACGAAGCUGUCCAGGAACCUGCUGCGCAUGAAGUUCAUGCAAAGGGGUUUGGAUGCACAAACUAAAAAAGAACUAGAAGAAGAAGAAAAGAAGGUCAUUAAUGAAGAACACUGGUAUCUUGAUGUACCAGUUAAAAAGGCGAAAGAGUCCUUUAUCGUAGAAGAGCGAAGCUUUGUGCUAUGUGAGGAACUACUUUAUGGCAGGAUGUCCUUCAAAGGAUUCAAUCCAGAAAUUGAGAAGUUAAUGAUCCAAAUGAACUCUAUGAAUAAGAAAGAAGAAAUUGAAGUGGAUGAUAAAAUGGAGGCUGAUGUGUCAGAUGCAGAAAUGGCCAGAAGAUAUGAAACGUUAGUGGGAACAAUAGGGAAGAAAUUCAUGAGAAAAAGAGACCAGCGUGUACUCGUGGAUGAAGAAGAUUGUGAGAAUAUUGAGAUAAGGCCUAGCAGAAAAGCUAAGAAAAAGUUCUUAAAACCUCGGGACUAAUGUCAGCUGCACCACUGGAGUUAAUAGAGACAUUAUCUACUGAAUACAGUACCACAAACUGAGAUUUUUUGAAGUACUUGCUGUUUAGUAUAAAGGAUAGCUUUGUAAACCUGAGUCAGUUCUCAUUGAAACUUUUACCAUCCACAUGAAUAAACAUUUUUCGGAGGAGAUGUGUAUAUAAUGGAUGUCAUACAUACUUACCACUCUCAGCAGCUUCUCCUGUGCACUAAUCCCAUCAUAUUUUUUAAAUGUUGUGCAUAACUAGAUCAAGUGUCACAUGCAAUUGAGAGCAACGUUAUUUACAAUUUAUGAUAACAUCUGAAAAAGUAUUUGGAGUACAGCUUUGUCCAAUCCACUACAGCAGUUCAGCUUUGACUGCUUUAUUUAUUAUGAAAAUGAAACCUUUGCUGUCUUCAAAUUGAAAGAAGACCCCAGAAACACGUUUUUUUCUUUUUUGGGGGUUUUUUUCUAUGCUAAAAAUAAGAUGGGAAAAAAACAGAGAUAAAAUCAAUUUUGUUUAUUUUUUAUAAAGCUCAUUUAAAAAUAGAAGGGCUUGUAAUAAAACUACUUGGUUUUUUUAAUAAAUACAUAGAGCAAGCCAAAUAUUGGGCAACAUUUACAGUUUGACACGAGCAGAUUGUGAGUCUUAAUUUCUGUCUUCAACAAAAAGUUUGCUAAUCUUGUCUCUUUUUCAGCAAAAAAAAAUCCAGUCUUACAAUUAUCGAGGUCUUGUCGUAAAAGCAUAAUAAUGGCUUCAGAAACAUUUGAAAGCUGAAUAAAAACUGAUGUUUGUGUGUGUGUGUGUGUGUUUAAUGCUUGUGGUUUAGCUAAUUUAAAGUAAAAAAUGAUGUUUAAUAAGUUCUGAUAUAAGAGAUCCUAUUUUAUGCUGGUCACAGAUGUCCCUAAAUAUUAGUUGACUGCAUGACUCUUCCUGCUCAGCGUGCGAUGAAGCCAGCUGAAGUAAUGUUAGGACAAAAACAUCCUGCUGUUUGAUCAGUCAGUGCUCUGAAAAAUGUCAGUGUAGUCUUGGCUAAAAUUGUAGCAAUUCUCUCUACCCUGCCUUUCAACAGGAAAUAUUUCUUUCUAUUACUUCAUUUCCCCAGCUAGAUGUCUGAGUUACUUAUCCUUAAUACUGAUUCUCUGGAGAAAGAGGAGUUCUUUUAAAUUGAAGCAAGUAGUGGCCAUUCUGUUACAGGUACAAGAGGCUUUUUGGGUUUUUUUCUUUCUAUAACAACUCUGUGAAGCAAGAUGUAAAACUCUAUUUUAUAAAGAGGGAGACUUUGUGUGUCUGCUGGUUUUUGCCUGUGAUAUAUGAACUACCUGUAUAUCACGAGCACCUCAUUAGAUAUUCAAGAUGGAUCACGCAUGCAAAGUGAAAUACACCUUUAACUUAGUCAGGGGACCUCGUGCAGGUGGAAAGUGUGAUUCAUGAUCUGAGAUGCAUUUCAGAGCUAAUUAAACACUACUGGUUGAAUUACUUAAAA